AUUGUUGCACAACGUCUUUGAAAGUAGAUAUGCCCAGCGUGGGCAGUAGGGAAGUGUGUAAAGACGUAUACACAGACACAAAGGCGCAGUCCCCAGACGACAAACGUUGCUUCACGCGAGAUGAUCAGUUUUACUUUGUUGUUGCCGUUAAUCUUCGUGCAAGCUCUGCGUAUCAGCUCAGCUUACAACGUCGUUUUGGUUAUAUUUGAUGAUCUGAGACCGACCUUGGGUGCUUAUGGCGAUAGCUUGGCACGCACGCCGAAUCUGGAUGCAUUCGCCGAGGGCAGCAGCAUCUUUACGCAUGCCUACAGUCAGCAAGCAUUGUGCGCACCCAGUCGCAAUUCGUUGCUUACUGGACGACGGCCGGAUACACUGCAUCUGUAUGAUUUCUAUAGUUACUGGCGCAGCUUUGCGGGCAACUUUACCAGCUUGCCGCAGUAUUUCAAGCAGCAUGGUUAUUACACAUAUAGCUGCGGAAAAGUGUUUCAUCCAGGUCUCUCCUCCAACAACAGCGACGACUAUCCGUUAAGCUGGUCAGCACCAGCAUUUCGGCCACGUACGGAGCAGUAUAUGAACUCGCCAGUUUGCCCAGAUCCAUCGGGUGACAGUGUGCUGCGCAAGUACAACCUCAUCUGUCCGGUGGAGCUGCAAACGCAGCCGUAUAAAACAUUGCCGGACAUUGAAUCCGUAACGGAAGCUUUACGCUUUGUGCACAGCUACAAUUUAAAGCAGACUGAACAGCCAUUCUUGCUGGCUGUGGGGUUCCACAAGCCGCACAUCAAUUUUCGCAUACCACGGCAGUUUUACAAUCAAUUUCCGCUGGAUCAAUUCUACAACUACACAAACUCAACUGAGAAGCCUCAGCUUAUGCCCAGUGUUGCGUGGAAUCCGUAUACAGAUGUGCGUGCGCGCGAUGACUUCAAGCAUGCGAAUAUAUCCUUCCCGUAUGGGCCUCUUAGCGAUCAGCAGGCGGCCAGGAUACGUCAGGGCUACUACGCCUCCGUUGCCUAUGUGGAUGAUUUGUUUGGCAAACUGGUGGCUGGUUUAGAUCUUCAGAGCACAGUGGUUGUAGUGCUUGGCGAUCACGGGUGGUCAUUGGGGGAGCAUGGCGAGUGGGCAAAGUAUAGCAAUUUUGAAGUGGCUCUACGCGUGCCACUAAUUAUACGUAGUCCCGAGUUUCCAUUGUCGCACUCACGACACUUUGGCAGCAUUACGGAGCUAAUCGAUGUCUUUCCCACGGUGGUGGACUUGGCCCACUUACCGCCGCUGCCAACCUGCCAAGGCAAUAGCUCCCAAUUGACAUGCGGCGAAGGCAAAAGCUUGUAUCCACAGCUAAAAGGUUUAAAGCCAGCAUUUUCGCAUGUGGCCCUUAGUCAAUAUCCGCGACCGGGAAUGUUGCCCACUAAGUUUCCAAAUAGUGACAAGCCCAAGCUGCGUAACAUUAAAAUUAUGGGCUAUAGUUUGCGCACUGAUGUUUAUCGUUACACGCUCUGGGUGCGUUUUCACGCACACAAUUUCAGCCAAGAUUGGCAUAACGUCUAUGGAGAAGAGCUGUACGACCAUCGCAUAGACUCUGGCGAGCAGUUCAAUGUGGCGUCAUUGUCAAAGUUUAAUAUAGUGCGCCAAAAUUUACGGCAUAGCUUGAUUGAACUGGUGGAAAAUUUAAAUAAAGCAAAUUAG
Messenger RNA from Drosophila busckii, 1680 nucleotides. RefSeq names its product iduronate 2-sulfatase (gene Ids). The coding region runs from base 121 to 1680 and encodes 519 amino acids. The record is from RefSeq and is a predicted model, not a curated record. Gene Ontology annotation, molecular function: iduronate-2-sulfatase activity. Lineage: Eukaryota; Metazoa; Arthropoda; Insecta; Diptera; Drosophilidae. The transcript is spliced from 4 exons.